CGCCCGGCGCCGCCCUCCGCCCGCCGUGCGCCCCCCGCGCCCCGCUCCCGCCCCGGCCCGCGCCCGCCCCGCCAUGCCGGCAUGGAGCUCCGGCAGCACGAGUGGCUCGCGGCCGCCCCCCACGAGGGCUUCGAGCAGCUGCGGCUCAAGAGCCGCCCCCGGGAGCCCGCGCCCGGCCUGGCCCGGGGGGCUGCCAACUUGUACAGCGGCGUCCGGCAGCAGGACUACAGCGCCGGCGUCUGGCUGCGCAGGAAGGACAAGCUGGAGCACUCCCAGCAGAGGUGCAUCGUGGUCUUCGCCCUGGUCUGCUGCUUCGCCAUCCUCGUGGCCUUGAUCUUCUCGGCCGUGGACAUCAUGGGAGAGGACGAGGACGGGCUCUCGGAAAAGAAUUGCCAAAAUAAAUGUCGCAUCGCGCUGGUGGAAAACAUCCCUGAAGGCCUGAACUACUCGGAGGACGCGCCCUUUCACCUCUCGCUCUUCCAGGGCUGGAUGAACCUGCUCACCAUGGCCCAGAAGUCCGUGGACAUCGUGUCUUCCCACUGGGACCUCAACCACAGCCACCCCUCGGCAUGCCAGGGUCAACGCCUUUUUGAAAAGUUGCUCCAACUGGCUUCGCAAAAUAUCGAAAUCAAGCUAGUGAGUGAUGUGACGGCUGAUUCAAAGGUAUUAGAAGCCUUGAAGUUAAAGGGCGCCGAGGUGACCUACAUGAACAUGUCGGCCUACAACAAGGGCCGGCUGCAGUCCUCCUUCUGGAUCGUGGACAAGCAGCACGUGUACAUCGGCAGCGCGGGCCUGGACUGGCGGUCUCUGGGACAGAUGAAAGAACUCGGUGUCAUCUUCUACAACUGCAGCUGCCUGGUCCUGGAUUUGCAGAGGAUCUUCGCUUUGUACAGCUCCUUGAAGUUCAAGAGCAGAGUGCCCCAGACCUGGUCCAAGAGGCUCUACGGCGUGUACGACAACGAGAAGAAGCUGCAGCUGCAGUUGAACGAAACCAAAUCGCAAGCGUUUGUGUCGAAUUCCCCCAAACUCUUUUGCCCUAAAAACAGAAGCUUUGACAUCGACGCCAUCUACAGCGUGAUCGACGACGCCAAGCAGUACGUGUACAUCGCCGUCAUGGACUACCUGCCCAUCUCCAGCACAAGCACCAAGAGGUCCUACUGGCCAGACUUGGAUGGGAAGAUAAGAGAAGCGUUGGUUUUGCGAAGCGUCAAAGUUCGACUCCUGAUCAGCUUCUGGAAGAAAACUGAUCCCCUUACAUUUAACUUCAUCUCGUCUCUCAAAGCUAUCUGCACUGAAAUCGCCAACUGCAGUUUGAAAGUUAAGUUCUUUGACCUGGAGAGAGAGAACACGUGUGCAGCCAAAGAACAGAGGAACCUCACCUUCCCGAGACUGAAUCGCAACAAGUACAUGGUCACGGAUGGAGCGGCUUACAUCGGAAACUUUGACUGGGUAGGGAAUGACUUCACCCAGAACGCGGGCACGGGCCUUGUUAUCAACCAAGCAGACGUGAGGAAUGACACAAGCAUCAUUAAGCAGCUGAAAGACGUGUUUGAGAGGGACUGGUACUCACCCUACGCUAGGAGCUUACAGCCAACCAAACAGCCGAACUGCUCCAGCCCGUCCAAUCUCAGCCCUCCCUCCAGCAAAACUGCCACAUAACAGCACGAGUGGGAAGGACCCUGCGAGUGUAUAACAUGAACAAACACCCUGACGGACCACUGGUGUUUCGUAUCCUCUAUAAUAAAAGGCUAAUAUGCAAAUUGUCCCCUCGACCAAGAGUUCCAAAGGGGAGUUUGACCAGAGGGCGGGGCUGGCCGGCCAAAUGCCCCAGUUGACCCCCAUACCCCGAUCAUCAAGGGUGGGGUCAGGGUCCGCCCACCAACCACCCAUGGCCCCUCCCGCCGGCUGACCCAGCCUGAUAGGCCCCAAUCAGGGCGAGCCGACCAGACCCCACCUGUGCACAAAUUUGUGCACCAGGGCCUCUAGUUUAUAUAUAAAGGACUGUAGGAGAGAAGAACCAUUUGAUAUGUCUUUUUUUUAGGGGAAAAGCACACUUAUUAAAAAAUAAUCUUUGAAUGCCAUGUCCUAUUUAACCACAUCUUAGGGGUGUGUACACUCCCUUCGAGACUUUUGUACUUGUGACUUCUGACGGAGAAUGUCAUUCCGGCUUGGGAGUUCGUUUUCACGUUUGCAUACCAAUUUUAAGAUUUCUGCUGGCCCACCGGGUCAGUUCUUAGGAAGCUUCGCAUGCGGUAAGCUUCUUUGCUAUUCUGCGAACCACUGGCUUGGAGGAGAGGGAGGAUGUCACCUUGGACAGGAGGUCAAGCCAAGAAUCCAUCCUCGUCAACCAUCUCCAAGACCUGUCCAGUCAUUGAGUCAUGAACUUCCCAUGGCAGCCUUUAGUAACUCUUGGAAAAUACUUUUCUUGCCUCUGUGUUCAUUUUCUUCUAAUACCAUAGAUUGUGUGUGUGUGUGUGUGUGUGUCAUUUUCUCUUCUCAUAAAAGGUUCUCAUGAUCUAGUUUGCCUGGAGUCACCUCAACACUAGUUCUCAAGCAGGAUAUCUUCUGAAAAUGUAUGUUUUCCUCAGAAUGGGUACAAAAUGGACACAGCAGUCUAUUUUUUUUUUAAUAUAUAUAUAUAUUUUAUUUCAAAGAGGAAGGAAGAGGGAGAGAGAUUUAGAAACAUCCAUGAUCGGCUGCCUCCUGCACACCCCACCCUGGGGCCAGAGCCCACAACCCAGGCAUGUGCCCUUAUGGGGAAUCGAACCUUGACCUCCUGGUUCAUAGGUCUAUGCUCAACCACUGAGCCAUGCCAGCUGGGCAGAAAUAGCAAUCUUUCAUUUUCACCUUUCAACUGCAUUUUUCUCUACCGAGUAGAUAUUUUACAACCAUAGCCAGCAAAAAUCUGCAUCCUUUCUCUCAAGCUCAGAAAAAUUAUGUAGCUCCCUGCUAACAGCCAGCAAACGGUGAAGUCUGUAUUAUGGAGACUGACGUUGUUUUUCGGGUUUUUGUUUGGUCUGUGGUAUUAGAAAGGAACCAUCUCCGUGGGCCAGUGGACUUGAAUUUCUUUAGAAUCUUUAUGCUGUUAAGAGUAUGCCAGCAAACGUUUAUAGAGCUAUUUACUAUGCCUUCUGCUAUUUAAUAUACCUUCUGCUGUUUAAUAUACCAAAUGCUUUUCAGAGAAAUGCAAUUUAAAUACUGUGCUUAACCUAUUUUACUAAGAAACAAGAAUAUUGGAUUAUUGUUCUAUAA
Molecule: messenger RNA, 3252 nt
Organism: Pipistrellus kuhlii (Kuhl's pipistrelle)
Lineage: Eukaryota; Metazoa; Chordata; Mammalia; Chiroptera; Vespertilionidae
Gene: PLD5
Product: phospholipase D family member 5
Exons: 10
Coding region: 82-1659 (525 amino acids)
Molecular function (GO): catalytic activity
Source: RefSeq, a predicted model, not a curated record